AUGUCUCCUAAGAAGAAUUUCGAGAUAGCAAUUGUUGGUGGCGGUAUAUCCGGGUUGGCGCUUGCGAUUGCUCUUCAUCAUAGGGGAAUUCCUAUUACCAUAUACGAGCAAGCGCCUCACUUUGCAGAGAUUGGAGCUGGAGUUGCCUUCACUGGAAAUGCAGUUCAGGCAAUGAAAAUUUGCCAUGAGGGUGUCCACGAUGCUUUCCACAAGGUCCGCACGGGCAACAUGUGGAAGGAGAAAGCAAAUGUCUGGUUCGAUUACCACGAUGGUUAUCACAGCAGGGAAAACACUCAUGCAUUUACCAUCCUCAACGAACUUGGCCAAGCGGGCGUUCAUCGUGCACACUACCUGGAUGAACUCGUCAAGCUGCUGCCCAAGGAACACGCACAGUUUGGCAAGCGUUUGAAGUCACUUACCAAAGGUAAUGAUGGUAGGUGGAAUCUGCAGUUCCAGGACGGAUCGUCUAGUAGUGCAGAUGCGGUUAUAGGUUGUGAUGGCAUCAAGUCUACGGUGAGGCAGAUGAUGUAUGGGCGAGAUCACCCAUGUGCAUUUCCAACGUACACGUACAAGUAUGCGUACCGGGCACUCGCAACAAUGGAGGAUGCUAUCAAGGCUGUUGGAGAAGAGAAGGCACAGAAUGCAUGCAUGCAUAUGGGACCUGGCGGGCACAUGUUGACAUUCCCCGUCAAUCACGGCAAGACGUUGAACAUUGUAGCUUUCACCRCUACGAAGAACGACUGGCCGGAUCAUGAGAGGCUUACCAUGCCCGCAAAGCGAGAAGAUGCACUGAGGGACUUCGAAGGCUACGGCGAUGAUGUCACAAAGCUGCUCCAGCUAUGUCAACCGGAGCUCGACAUUUGGGCCAUCUUCCAUUUAGGAGACAAUCCUGUUCCCAAUUUCGCGAAAGGAAGCUUAUGCCUAAUUGGAGACGCGGCCCACGCAACAUCUCCCCAUCACGGGGCUGGAGCGGGUCUCUGUAUUGAAGACAGUGCUAUCCUCGCCGAGCUACUGGCAGAUGAGCGUGUCCGCAGCACGCAGGAUGUCGAAUCUGUAUUUGCUACCUUUGACGAGGUUCGACGAGAGAGAGGUCACUGGCUGGUCCAAAGCAGCCGACGCAUGGGCGACUGCUACGAAUGGCUAGGGGAGGGAGUUGGCGAAGAUUUCUCCAAAAUCGAGGAGGAGAUCAAUAGGCGGAACGGCAUUAUUGCUAAUGUCGACGUCACAGAAUUGUGCCUAGAUGCGAGAAAACAUUUGUCGCAGGCCUUGGGGUCGGCAGGGAAGCUGUGA
This is a messenger RNA of Ramularia collo-cygni, 1290 nucleotides long. RefSeq names its product probable salicylate hydroxylase. The transcript has 4 exons. Lineage: Eukaryota; Fungi; Ascomycota; Dothideomycetes; Mycosphaerellales; Mycosphaerellaceae. The coding region runs from base 1 to 1290 and encodes 429 amino acids. The record is from RefSeq and is a predicted model, not a curated record. Gene Ontology annotation, biological process: secondary metabolite biosynthetic process. Gene Ontology annotation, molecular function: FAD binding.